This is a messenger RNA of Metarhizium album ARSEF 1941, 1347 nucleotides long. Its product is annotated as WD domain-containing protein. Gene Ontology annotation, cellular component: Set1C/COMPASS complex. The record is from RefSeq and is a predicted model, not a curated record. The transcript is spliced from 3 exons. The coding region runs from base 1 to 1347 and encodes 448 amino acids. Gene Ontology annotation, molecular function: protein binding. NCBI's taxonomy places the organism in Eukaryota, Fungi, Ascomycota, Sordariomycetes, Hypocreales, Clavicipitaceae.
AUGAAUUUGCUGCUGUCAGACGACUACCUGCUUCAGGACUAUCCUGAGAGCAUCACCAACACCAUACGAUCCGGGCAUGCCACGGUGCUUCGAUUCAAUCGCAAGGGUGACUACCUAGCCUCCGGCCGAGUUGAUGGCGCCAUCGCUAUCUGGGAUUUAGAGACGAUGGGAGUGGCACGGAAAUUGCGAGGCCACAGAUGGAAGGCUGUUCUAUGGGAUCUUCAGCAUGGCAAGCGAUUGCGCGAAGUGCGCUUCCGCGCGCCAGCGUAUAUGGCCGAGCUCCAUCCAUGGAAUCACUUGCAAUUCGUCGCGUCCCUAUUCGAAGAACAACCGGUUCUAGUGGACAUGACCGACCUUGUCGAUGUCAAGCAUAUCAUUCCUUCUGUGCCUAAGAGGAUCAACUCCGAAGGCAGUGCUGCACAAAAAGAGAAACAAGCGAAAGAGGAUGCCAAGGAAAAGACGACGUCGGCUAUAUGGACCUCGACAGGAGACCACAUCAUUGCUGGCACAAGCAAGGGCAAAAUCAACUUGAUCGAUGCGAAGACCUUGGAAAUUAUUUAUGCUGAGAAAGUUUGCUCUGGAAUCAUAACUACAUUACGUAUCACUGCUGCCGGUCGCGACUUGCUUGUCAACUCGCAAGACCGCAUUAUCCGCACCUUCAGAAUCCCCAAUCUCUCUGUAGACGAUUUGGAUCUCGACACAAUACAACUGCCCCUCGAACACAAGUUUCAAGACGUCGUCAACAAGCUCUCGUGGAACCACGUCACAUUUAGUGCGACGGGCGAAUAUGUAGCCGCAUCGACCUACAACAAUCACGAACUCUAUGUCUGGGAACGCAAUCAUGGGAGUUUGGUGUGCAUGCUUAAGGAUCCGAAAGAAGAACAAGGCGUCAUCGAAUGGCAUCCCUCACGGGCACUCCUCGCAGCCUGUGGGUUGGAAACAGGCCGAAUAUACAUCUGGUCCGUCAUCAGCCCUCAAAAGUGGUCAGCGUUGGCGCCAGAUUUUGCUGAAGUGGAGGAAAAUGUCGAGUACAUUGAGAGAGAGGAUGAGUUUGACAUUUACGCACAAGAAGAAAUUCAUCGACGACGACUUGAUGCCGAAGACGAAGAUGUGGAUGUCCUGACGUUGGACCCUACCAAAUUUGAUGACGAUAUCGACAGCUUCCGUCUACCCAUUUUGUUUAACCUUGGAGAAAGUGAUAGUGAGGACGAAUUCAUUGCUGUAUCAACCGGGACCAUGCGACGUAGAAGUCCUGGCGAGGGCCAAAGCGACAUGGAUGGGCCUGUCGACACGGCGGCCACCAGAAAGGGCGGUGCUGCCAAGGGCGGCCGGGGCAGGAAAAAGUAG